UGAUAUUCCUGACCUUGUUGUUCUUCCCAAGUGCUCCUGUUCUCCCAGCCACCACAAUUUUUCCCCAAAGUGGCCUUUCUCUACUGUUCCAGACCCCACCAAGACUCACCAGAACAGCUUAUCCCAAUUCUCCAGAAUGCCGUCUGACAUUUUGACUCUCCUUUAGGGCUGCUUUUGGAGGAAUCCCCCUCUACAGAAAGUUAUUCCUGGUUCCUUCUGUUUAUUUCCCGAGUCCUUGGUUACUAGAGGAGUAUUUUCUGAGGGAAAGCACAUGCAAAUCAGGAAGCAUUAUUCUAGAGACAAUGUCUGUGUAUGAGUGUGUUGGGGUGGGGUGGUCAAUGGGCAGGAAGUGAACUCUGGUCUGUUUUCUGCAGUCUUCCUCAGCAUGCUGGACCCCCACUGGCCCGUGUCUUUGGGGUCAUCCUUUCUGAAGCAUGUAUAUCCCCUCUGGUGGAUGGUGCAUCAUGAUACUGGAGUGAGACUGAGUGGGGUCCCCCCAUGGCCUGAGAGUGGCAGCUAUUCCUGCCAUGAGCCUUGUCCUCAAGGCCUUGUGAGUGAAGGUGACUUCCUCUCAGGACUUAGCCACUCCCUCCAAACGAUAGUGGAAAUAAAUUUGAAUAAACAAAACAGGUUUGCUGAAAAUAAAACCAGGACUCCCAAACCACUCCAGUCAGCCUGCUUCCAGAAGGCCUGUCAGUCAGGGCACCGCCACCAGUGGCUGAUUGAGCAGCAUCCAGCAUGUACCAGGUGGUCGCAUUCUUGGCUAUGAUGCUGGGAACCCACACCCUUAGUUUUCGACUCCGGAAGGACUGCAGCCACUGGCCCAGCUGUGGUCCCAGCAAAGGGCAAGAUCUCUCUGAGGACUUGUUGCAGGGGCCAACUGUGUUCAUGUCUCCCCCGGAGCCUGAGAGCCUUGCCCAGCACCCAGAAUCCUGCAGGGCCAGUGAAGACGGACCCCUCAAUAGCAGGGCCAUCUCCCCCUGGAGAUAUGAGUUGGACAGGGACUUGAACCGGCUCCCCCAAGAUCUGUAUCACGCCCGUUGCCUGUGUCCACACUGCGUCAGCCUACAGACGGGCUCUCACAUGGACCCCCUGGGCAACUCGGAGCUGCUCUACCACAACCAGACCGUCUUCUACCGGCGUCCAUGCCAUGGUGAAAGGGGCACCCACCAUGGCUACUGCCUGGAGCGUAGGCUCUACCGAGUCUCCUUGGCUUGUGUGUGUGUACGGCCCCGUGUGAUGGCCUAGUCAUGCCUGCCACCUACCUGAAGCCAGAUCCUUAUCUGUAAGACUGCAGCCAGGUGCACAACCAUCUUGCCAUGGUAGGCCAAGAUACCCACAUGCUUGGUCCCUCUGAAGCACCACCUGCAUCAGCAAGCUCCUCGGACAGGAUGGAGGCCUUGGGGAGAACACACACUUUGGCACUUUUUUUUUUUUUGGCACUUUUUUUUUUUUUUGGAGGUGCUGGGGAUUGAACCCAGGGCCUCGUGCAUGCGAGGCAAGCAGUCUACCAACUGAGCUAUAUCCCCAGCCCCCCACUUUAGCACUUUCCAGAAGCACUUUUGGAAGGGAGCAACUGCAGCUUGUGGCUGCUGGAAUCUGUUGUCCUGGCAUUUCCUUUCAGAAAAGGCCUUCAAAGCUCUGCCCAUUUCUGGAGGCCACACUCCUGACUCUUCUUAUCCUCCCAUCUCCAGCUGCCCUGGCCCAGCACAGGAACUUUCUUCUUUUUGGCCCUGUUGACCCUCAUUUCAUUUGUUUGUUCGUUCAUUCAU
Messenger RNA from Marmota monax (woodchuck), 1772 nucleotides. RefSeq names its product interleukin 25 (gene Il25). Lineage: Eukaryota; Metazoa; Chordata; Mammalia; Rodentia; Sciuridae. The coding region runs from base 739 to 1248 and encodes 169 amino acids. Gene Ontology annotation, cellular component: extracellular region. The transcript has 4 exons. Gene Ontology annotation, molecular function: cytokine activity. The record is from RefSeq and is a predicted model, not a curated record.